Messenger RNA from Puntigrus tetrazona (Sumatra barb), 6944 nucleotides. RefSeq names its product integrator complex subunit 1 (gene ints1). Gene Ontology annotation, cellular component: integrator complex. Gene Ontology annotation, biological process: U2 snRNA 3'-end processing. The transcript is spliced from 48 exons. The coding region runs from base 131 to 6706 and encodes 2191 amino acids. The record is from RefSeq and is a predicted model, not a curated record. Lineage: Eukaryota; Metazoa; Chordata; Actinopteri; Cypriniformes; Cyprinidae.
AUGGCGCUGUCGCUCUCUCGGGAUACUCGCUCACCUCGGCAGAAGUAGAGACACAGUACACGGCGAAUCAUGUAGCAGCGGCUUUGAUAAACUGAGCUGUAGUAAUUUGGAACUUGUGGAAACUGCCAAAAUGAAUCGGCCUAAGCCAACAAGCAUAAGGCGACCUAGUAACACCAAACCGUCAGGUCACCCGCCUCCAGGAGAUUUCAUCGCUCUUGGAGCAAAGAGUCAGAGCAGUGAGCCGAAAGCAAACCCAGCUCUUUUGAAGCCAGCGUCCACCGGUUUGCCCCCAGACCGCAAGAGAGAGGCGACUUCUUCUCUUCCCUCCUCCUCCAGCCUGUCCAGUCUUUCCAAAAGGCCCAAGCACUCUUCUACUCCACCCAGUGCCCUCUCACGCCUCGCUGAGGUGGCUGCUGUUGACAAAAGAUCAAUAUCCCCCUCCAUCAAAGAGCCAUCUGUCAUUCCUAUUGAAGUGUCACCUGCUGUGCUUCUGGAUGAGAUUGAGGCAGCGGAAGCAGAGGGUAAUGAUGACCGCAUCGAGGGUGUGCUCUGCGGGGCUGUCAAACAACUCAAGAUGAACCGAGCCAAGCCUGACAUGACGCUCUACCUCAGCCUCAUGUUUCUAGCCAAAAUCAAGCCCAACGUCUUUGCCACAGAGGGUGUGAUAGAGGCUCUCUGCAGUUUGCUCCGCCGCGAUGCCUCAAUCAACUUUAAGGCCAAGGGGAACAACCUGGUUUCUGUGCUGGCUUGUAACCUACUGAUGGCCGCCUAUGAGGAGGAUGAAAACUGGCCUGAGAUAUUUGUCAAAGUCUACAUUGAGGACUCUCUCGGUGAGCGUAUCUGGGUGGACAGCUCGCACUGUAAAACCUUCGUUGAUAACAUCCAGACUGCCUUCACGACUAAGAUGCCACCCAAGAGUAUGCUGCUCCAGACGGAAACGGGACGAUCAGGGGGAGACCUCAGUGCAGGGAACAGCCCUCACCCUUCCACCCCAGAUGAAGAUGAAGGUCAGACUGAGCUUUUAAUAGCUGAGGAGAAAUUGAGUCCAGAGGAUGAUGGACAGGUCAUGCCCAGGUAUGAUGAGCUGGCUGAAAGUGUGGAGGAGUAUGUCUUGGACGUUUUGAGGGACCAGCUGAACCGCCGCCAGCCCAUGGAUAACGUGUCCAGGAACCUUCUGCGCCUUCUCACGGCCACCUGUGGUUAUAAAGAGGUCCGUCUGAUGGCUGUGCAGAGACUCGAGAUGUGGUUACAGAAUCCUAAGCUGACUCGGCCAGCACAGGAUCUUCUGAUGUCUUUGUGCAUGAACUGUAACACACACGGUUCAGAUGACAUGGAGGUCAUCUCAAACCUAAUCAAGAUCCGCCUCAAACCUAAAGUUCUCCUCAACCACUACAUGCUGUGUGUCAGGGAGCUUUUAAAUGCUCAUCGAGAUAAUUUGGGCACUAUGGUGAAGUUUGUGAUCUUUAACGAGCUGUCAAAUGCCAGAAAUCCCAAUAAUAUGCAAGUGCUCCAUACAGUUCUUCAACAUAGCCCAGAGCAGGCACCCAAGUUUCUGGCAAUGGUUUUCCAGGACUUGCUGACCAAUAAGGACGACUACCUGCGGGCCUCACGUGCCUUGCUCAGGGAAAUCAUUAAACAGACCAAACAUGAGAUCAACUUCCAGUCUUUCUGUUUAGGCCUCAUGCAGGAGAGGAAAGAGGCCAGUUAUGUGGACAUGGAGUUUAAAGAGCGUUUUGUUAUCCAAGUGACAGAUCUCUUGACAGUGUCCAUGAUGCUGGGGAUCACGGCUCAGGUCAAAGAGGCUGGCAUUGCCUGGGACAAAGGAGAGAAGAAGAACCUGGAGGUGCUGAGGUCCUUUCAAAACCAGAUUGCUGCUAUCCAGAGAGAUGCUGUGUGGUGGCUGCACUCUGUGGUCCCCACCAUCAGUAAAGUGGGACCUAAAGACUAUGUGCACUGUCUACACAAAGUACUUUUUACAGAGCAGCCUGAGACGUAUUACAAAUGGGACAACUGGCCACCUGAGAGUGACAGAAAUUUCUUUCUUCGGCUGUGCUCAGAGGUUCCUCUGCUGGAGGACACACUGAUGCGCAUCUUGGUGAUUGGUCUGUCUCGUGAUCUGCCCCUGGGCCCAGCUGACGCCAUGGAGCUGGCCGAUCACCUGGUGAAGAGAGCUGCUGGAGUUCAGUCUGAUGACUUGGAAGUGUUGCGAGUCGAGAGGAUGCAACUCAUUGAUGCUGUGCUAAACCUGUGCACUUACCAUCACCCAGAGAACAUCCAGCUGCCUGCAGGCUAUCAACCUCCAAAUCUGGCCAUAUCGACUCUUUACUGGAAGGCCUGGCUGCUGCUGCUUGUGGUUGCAGCAUUCAACCCACAGAAAAUUGGUUUGGCAGCAUGGGACGGUUACCCCACUCUGAAAAUGCUCAUGGAGAUGGUUAUGACAAAUAACUACUCCUACCCGCCGUGCACGGUGGCCGAUGAGGAGACCAAGACUGAGAUGAUCAACCGAGAGCUGCAGAUCUCUCAGAAGGAGAGGCAGGAGAUCCUGGCCUUUGAGAGCCACCUGGCAGCCGCUUCUACCAAACAGACAAUAACAGAGAACAACAGCCUCCUGCUGUCUCAGCUCACCAGCCUGGACCCAAAGGGCCCCCCUCGUAGGCCGCCGCCUCAUGUCCUGGAUCAAGUAAAGAGUCUGAACCAGUCUCUGCGCCUGGGCCAUCUUCUCUGCCGCAGCCGCAACCCUGACUUCCUACUCAAUAUUAUCCAGAGACAAGCGUCCUCUCAGUCCAUGCCAUGGCUGGCUGAUCUUGUUCAGUCCAGUGAGGGGUCCUUGGAUGUGCUGCCUGUUCAGUGCCUGUGUGAAUUCCUCCUUCACGACGCAGCUGAUGACUCCUCUUCUGUUGAUGAUGAGGAGGAAGGAGAGAGCAAAGAGCAGCGAGCAAAGAAAAGACAGAGGCAGCAGAAACAGAGGCAGCUUCUUGGACGGCUCCAGGACCUGCUUCUGGGUCCUAAGGCUGAUGAACAGACCACAUGUGAAGUCUUGGACUACUUCCUGCGGCGUCUCAGUUCUUCUCAGGUGGCCUCUAGAGUUCUGGCCAUGAAGGGUUUGUCUCUGGUGCUGACUGAGGGAGCAUUAAAAGAUGGAGAGGAGAGGGAUCAGCUCAUGGAGGAGGACUCCAGAGAUGCCGAGUUACUGCCAGGCUACCAGUGGCUUCUUCAGGACCUCCCCAAACUGCCUCUGUUUGAUAGUGUAAGAGGCUUGACCUCCAGCGCCUUGCAGCAGGCCAUUCACGUGGAGACUGAUCCUCAGACCAUCAGCGCUUACCUGAUUUACCUGUCCCAGCAUGCACCGGUGGAGGAGCAGUCGCUCCACAAUGACCUGGCCUUGGAUGUUGCUCGUCUGAUAGUGGAACGCUCCACUAUAAUGAACUGCCUCUUUUCCAAGCACUCCUGCAGGCCUGAGUCUGAUGCCGUUCUCUCCGCUCUCAUCUCCAUCUUUUCCUCCUAUAUCCGUCGAAUGAGAAAGACAAAAGAGGGAGAGGACCUCUAUAGCUGGUCGGAGUCUCAGGAUCAAGUGUUCCUGCGGUGGACCACAGGAGAAACAGCCACUAUGCACAUCCUAGUGGUCCAUGCUAUGGUCAUACUGCUCACACUGGGACCUCCUAAAGGGGAAAGUGAGUUCUACUCAUUGCUGGAUAUCUGGUUUCCUGAUAAAAAGCCCCUUCCCACUGCAUUCCUGGUUGACACGUCUGAGGAAGCACUUCUGUUGCCAGAUUGGCUGAAGUUAAGAAUGAUCCGAUCUGAAGUCUCCCGACUGGUCGAUGCAGCUUUACAGGACCUGGAGCCCCAACAGCUGCUGUUGUUUGUCCAGUCCUUCGGGAUACCCGUCUCCAGCAUGAGCAAACUGCUGCAAUAUCUAGACCAAGCAGUGUCCCAUGAUCCUCAAACACUGGAGCAGAACAUCAUGGACAAGAACUACAUGGCCCAUCUAGUGGAGGUCCAGCAUGAGAGAGGAGCCACCGGUGGACACACAUUUCACAGUCUACUCAGUGCUUCACUUCCUCCGCGCAGAGACAGCUCAGAGGUGAGCAGGGCCAAGGUUACCGUUGAAAUGCCCCAUGGCUCUGUGAAGAUGAGAGCAGUGAGUCAGGUGCCCGUGAUCGGCCCAGAGGAUGACCUCGCUGGGAUUCUGCUACAGCUCUUCCCUUUGAAAGUGGAUCCUCGUUGGCCUGCGCCUCCGGUCCGGCCGUUGUCAUUAGCUCUGCAGCAGACCCUGGCCCAGGAGGUGCUACGGGCACGACAGGGUCACAUCCAGCAGGCUGGUCCCGCCGGGCGACUCCUUCAAGCCUUAGCAGCCCUUCUAAACUCUGCCCAUGCUGGAGCCCUGGUCAUGGCAAUGCACCACAGCCAUACGAUCUCCUGCCCUCUACUGCGCCAACUCCAUCUUUACCAGCGGUUGGUGUCUCAAGAUGUUGGCUUCUCAUCGCUGUUCUUCAACGCCGUUGUGCAGAUGUUGACGUGGUUGGAAAACUCAGCAGUAGAGACAGGGCCACUCCACAGCCUCCUAAAGUCUCUGGCAGCUCAGUACUCUCACAAACAUCGCAUCACAGAUGUUCGCACUGGAUUUCUGCACUUGGCUGAAGCUCUGGCGUACAGACGGGACUCUGAAGUGGCAGUUAGGGGCAUUAUUGCCUCGCUGAGAGCGGGAGAAAAAUGCAACUCUGAACCUGAACUCAUCCGAAAAGUGUUGCAGGGCCUCAUGGAGGUGAAGUCUCCGUAUCUGGAGGAGCUGUUGUCCCUGCUUAUGACCAUCGGUACAGAGAGCGGAACCACAGGAAACACAGCGGGUCCAGUUGCCAUGGUGAUCUCUCUGCUGCUUCAGGAAACAGAGGAGCGAGGGGUGAAAAUAGAGGUGGAUUCCAAAAUCACUGAGUCAAAGAAGCCUGGCUCGUGUUCAGGGCUGUUGGUCGACUGGCUGGAGUUGCUUGACCCUGAGGUGACCUCUGUUUGCUCAGAACUUCAGCAGAAGCUGCUUUUUGCUCAAAACAAGGCUAAAAGUGGUGUGAGUGUGGCCCCGUCCUACAGGCCGUACCUGUUGGCCCUCCUCACACACCAGUCCAACUGGAGCACCUUACAUCAGUGCAUCAGCUCUCUGCUCAACAAACACCGAGACCAGAGACUGGACCCAACCUCGGCACUAGACUUUCUGUGGGCCUGCAGUCACAUUCCCCGCAUUUGGCAGGGCCGAGAUCAGAAAACCCCUCAGAAGCGCACGGAGCAGUUUGUGUUGAAGCUGUCUUCUGAGGAGCUCAUAAGCCUUGUGGACCUCAUCCUGUCAGAGUCCGAGCUGAGCUGCCGUGACUCGGCCACCUCCAAGAGUGCUUUGGACCAGGUCUCCUGUUCUCUUCUCCAGUCUCGCCUGCCCCUCCUGCACAGCUGUCUCCACUCAGACCCGGACAGCGUCAAGAAAGUCUCAGAGUACCUCAUCAGCUGUGUUAAGAAGUGGGGAGACAGUAUAAUGAGUAAGAGGUGUCAGACGCUGCUGCUGCAGAUCUACCUGCACUUCCCAGAAGUCAUCCAACACAUCCGCCUACCAGAGGCCACCCUGAGCGCCGAGGGAGCAGCAGACGGCAGCACCUGCAAGCUGGAUGUUCUCGUGCAUCGUCUCAUCGCUCUGCUAGCUGACACAGGAGACUCCAAAUCAGCUGAGAGCCGCGCGUCUGAUGCCAGUCUGGCCUGCAGGAAACUAGCCGUAUCUCACCCUGUGCUUCUACUCAGACACCUGCCUAUGAUCGCUGCGCUCUUGCACGGCCGCAUCCAUCUGAACCUGCAGGAGAUCAGGCAGCAGAACCAUCUGACCUUCUUCAGCGAUGUCCUGGUGGUCCUGGAGCUGCUGCAGCCGCUGGUUUUCCACUCUGACCACCAGAGGGCACUGCAGGACUGUCUGCUGUCCUUCAUCAAAGUACUGCAGAACUUCAAGAGAUCAUCCCGUAUGUCCAUCAUAAACAAAUUUGUGCAGUUCAUCCAAAAGUACAUAACCCAUGAUGCGGCAUCUGCUGUGCCUUUCCUUCAGAAACACUCAGACGUGCUACAAGGACUAUCCACGGAGAAUCCGGACCUGGUGCAGCUCAAGUCUUUGCUCGCUGGACUGACUCUGCCGGUAAAAUCCGGUUCCUCCGAGAGUUCCGCUGAGGACAGAGACGCUGAGGAUUCGUCCUCCGGCUCUCUCCCUCUAGUCAACAUCUCCGCUUCCAUGCCGCUCACUGCGGCUGACAUGACUAAAUGCCUGAAGAAGAUCUCCAAAGGAGAAGCACUUGAGGACGUGUUUGAGGGGUUGACUGAAGUGGAUGAGAAAUCCAAAAGAAAUCCAGAAAUUAUUCAGUAUUUUGUUAACGAUCUUCAGAGGUUGAUGAGUUCCCCUGAAGAAGUGUGCCGCAACAUGGCCUUCAGUCUGGCCCUGCGGUGCAUCCAGAACAUCCCCAGUAUGGCUGCUGAAUUCCUGCCAACCUUCAUGUACUGUCUGGGCAGCGGGAACUUUGAUGUAGUGCAGACGGCCUUGAGAAACUUACCUGAAUAUGUGCUGCUCUGUCAAGAACAUGCCGAUAUUCUUCUCCACAAGGCGUUUUUAGUGGGCAUCUACGGUCAGAUCGACACCAGCUCCAUGAUCGCAGAAUCCAUGAAGGUCCUGCGCAUGGAGGCAACGACAUAGACGUCCGUUUCCAACGUGUCGGUACACAGAGGUUCGCUUUGACUCAGAAGUGUCACGCACCGCUGAUCCUCUUCAGAUUUGUAUUCAGAUACAGCAUUUGACGUUUAAAUACUGAAAAGCAUUUUAUGUUUCCAGUGAGUUUUCCAGUUUCUUGUGUCCGCUGGGAGUGAAGCCUGUCAUAAGUGUGUUUGUCUACUGCUUUGAAUAAUAAAACAAUGAGUUGUAGAAAUGCUCCUAA